AUGGAAAAGCCAUUUGUGCCCUCUCCAGACAAGCCAGUCAUCGCAGUGGCAGGAGCAACGGGAGACCUGGGCACGCGCCUGACCAACACUUUCCUUUCGCCAGAACUGCGAGACAGGCUCUCGGGAUUCGUGUCGCUUGCUCGUCGACACACCCCGAGCACAGAGAGAUGGACGACCUUGGGCGCGGAGAUCCGGAUCAUCGAGAACGAGUGCGACGAGAAUGACUUGAUCAUGGCACUAGACGGCGUUGAUGUGCUCGUCAACGCGAUCUCAUCGGCAGGGACGUCUCUCCGGGAUAAGCUUGCCAACGCGCUGCCAAAAACAUCGGUCAAGCUGUAUUUUCCAUCUGAGUUUGGCGUCGACCAUACGCUGCACGACUUUGGCAUCCCCGAGUGGGAUGGGAAGAAGCGCCAUUACGAGCUAGCUAAGAAGAUACAGCAAGAGGCGGACAUUCAGAUUUGUAGGCUGUUUGUUGGUUUGUUCUUGCAUAGUGGGAUCGCUCCGUGGUACGGGUUUCACACCUCGAGAGGUGUAUACCAGGCUGUUGGCAGUCUGGAUCAGAGCAUCAGCUAUACGGACAUAAGCGACAUUGCUCGGGUGGUUUGUGGUCUCGCCGAGCGGGCCGUUCGAGGGGAGAGAGUGCCCGAAGAGUUGCGUAUUGCUGGAUCGCACGCCAGUUUCCGCCAAAUAGCCCAAGAAAUGUCUGCCGCUGAGUCCGGAGAUAUUGACUUGAAGACUGUCGAGCUGGACACCUAUCGAGACAAGGCCCUAAGUCGCAAAUACGGGGAUCGGGGUGCGAUCGUAUGCUUGAGAUUCGUCAUGGGUGACGGAAGGGUUGAUUACAGGCCAAAGGAUGAAGGCGGCCUGGGCAAUGAUAAUGAGGUAGUCAAUCCCGGGCAGCAGCACUUCGUGUGGAAGACUGUACGAGACCUGGCCCGUGAGACUGGCGGAAGGCCGAACAGCGACGCAUAA
Cladophialophora carrionii CBS 160.54 is the source of this 972-nucleotide messenger RNA. RefSeq lists its product as uncharacterized. The record is from RefSeq and is a predicted model, not a curated record. Bases 1 to 972 code for a protein of 323 amino acids. The transcript has 2 exons. NCBI's taxonomy places the organism in Eukaryota, Fungi, Ascomycota, Eurotiomycetes, Chaetothyriales, Herpotrichiellaceae.